AUGGGAGAGAAGACAUACAUGGGUUCUAAAGAAGGCAAUCUUCUCAGUUCACAAUUGGAUCCAAUGAUGUCCUCAACUAUUCCAAACCAACCAUACCUGUUUUUGAGAUUGCACUUGUUGGGAGCUAGAAAGUUCAUUGUGGUAGGAGUUGGACCGCUAGGAUGCAUACCCUUUAUUCGUGCCAUCAAAUUAUUACCUAGUGGACAGUGCUCUGCUGAGGUGAAUGAGUUGAUCCAAGGCUACAAUACCAAACUGAAUGGGGUUUUGGAUCAACUAAAUCAAGAAUUGGGUCCUGACGCUAUCUUUGUUUAUGCAAAUUCCUUUGAUAUCUUCAUGAAGAUUAUAGGAAAUUAUCAUCAAUAUGGAUUUGAGGAUGCAAAUGAGCCAUGCUGUGGUGGCUACUUUCCACCAUUUAUUUGCUUCAAGAGCAGUGGUACAAACAGAAGCUCUGCGUUGUGUGCCGAUCGGUCGAAGUAUGUGUUCUGGGAUGCAUAUCAUCCUACAGAAGCUGCAAACAUGAUCAUAGCCAAGGGGUUGCUUGAUGGGGAUGAAAGUGUUAGCUAUCCCAUUAACAUCCGUGAGCUUUACAAAUAUAACUCCUAG
Molecule: messenger RNA, 603 nt
Organism: Prunus armeniaca (apricot)
Lineage: Eukaryota; Viridiplantae; Streptophyta; Magnoliopsida; Rosales; Rosaceae
Source: the annotation of a GenBank genome assembly